Sinocyclocheilus rhinocerous is the source of this 816-nucleotide messenger RNA. RefSeq names its product RNA-binding protein 25-like. Lineage: Eukaryota; Metazoa; Chordata; Actinopteri; Cypriniformes; Cyprinidae. The record is from RefSeq and is a predicted model, not a curated record. The transcript has 7 exons. Gene Ontology annotation, cellular component: spliceosomal complex. Bases 199 to 816 code for a protein of 205 amino acids. Gene Ontology annotation, biological process: regulation of alternative mRNA splicing, via spliceosome. Gene Ontology annotation, molecular function: mRNA binding.
CUUGUCGCUGACGAUAUUUUUUGGAUUUUCUAUGGAUGCUCUUUAUUAUCAGAGGAACGCAUGACCAAAUCAAAAGAGAAACAUUAAAUAUUUUACUGAACGUGGCGUUAUAUAUCCAUUCCUGUAGUGGAUAGGAGGUCUUCUUAUUUUUUAGCGGCGUUAAUACUAAAACCGAAUUGGAUCGGUGUGUCAGCAGACAUGUCAUUCCCUCAUCUGAACCAGGUAGCCCAGUUGCCCCCUGGCAUUUCCCCCACACAGUUUGCUGGGUUUCCCACCACUGUUCCUACAGCAAAUCCGAUAAUCCCAGUCCCUGUGGGAAUGAUGACUCCUUUUCCAGCGGUUUUGGUACAAACUGCAGUGCCAGUGGUUCAGAAGCUGACUAAGGACUCCAUUGGCACCCGCAACAAGGACUCGGAGGAAGGUACAGGUAACAACACAGGACUGACCACCACAGUGUUUGUGGGAAACAUCUCAGAAAAGGCCUCUGACAUGUUGGUGCGGCAGUUAUUGGCGAAAUGUGGUUUAGUCCUCAGCUGGAAAAGAGUCCAGGGGGCUUCUGGAAAACUGCAAGCUUUUGGUUUCUGUGAGUACAAAGAGCCAGAGUCCACGCUGAGAGCUCUCCGACUGCUUCAUGAGCUGCAAGUGGGUGAUAAGAAGUUACUUGUGAAGGUGGAUGCAAAGACCAAAGCACAGCUGGAUACCUGGAAGGCCAGUCAGAGGAGACGAAAUGGGAGCGGGCAAACCUGCGUCACACCCGAUGACACACCUUCCUCCCAGCCAAUCAGAAGCUCCGCCUUCGUGGGUUUGUUUCGAUGA